Molecule: messenger RNA, 2838 nt
Organism: Eimeria maxima
Lineage: Eukaryota; Apicomplexa; Conoidasida; Eucoccidiorida; Eimeriidae
Product: gamma-adaptin, putative
Exons: 9
Coding region: 1-2838 (945 amino acids)
Biological process (GO): Golgi to vacuole transport; receptor-mediated endocytosis; intracellular protein transport
Cellular component (GO): Golgi apparatus; membrane coat; AP-1 adaptor complex
Molecular function (GO): clathrin-cargo adaptor activity
Source: RefSeq, a predicted model, not a curated record
AUGCGGUACGCCGAGAAGCGGAUCGGUUACUUGGGGCUGACCUUACUGUUGGACGACAGCUCUGAGGUGGCGAUGCUGUCGACGAAUUCUUUGAAGCAGGAUUUGCAGCACACAAAUCAGUACAUUAACAGUUUGGCUUUGUCGGCGUUGGCAAAUGGCUGCCCCCGCGAGGUGUCUCGUGCUCUACUGCCGGAGGUGGAUGCGCUGCUCAGCUGCAGCAACCCUUUCAUUCGCAAGAAAGCGGCCCUCGCUGCAGCAAAGGCUCUCCGUCGCCUGGGUGCAGAGGCAGCAUCACUGCUCCAUGCGCUGCCUGCCCUUUGCAACGACAGGAGCCACGGCGUCCUGCUAGGAGCAUGCGGCCUCCUCUUCGCCAUGUUCGACACCCAGCAGCAGGACGCAGCGGCAGCGCCAGCCAGUCAGCAGCUGUUGCAGCCUCUUGCCAAGGCCCUCAGAGCUUGCAGCAGCGCCACGCACCCGCAAACUGCUGAAUACGACAUCGCAGGGAUCGUCGAUCCCCUCCUCCAAGCUAGGCUCCUCAGGGCCGUCGCCCUGCUAGCACAAGGGGACUCGGCCGCAAGUGCUGGGUUGACAGAGCUGUUGGCGCAUGUCGCUACCAACACCGAUGGAACGAAGAACGCCGGGAAUUGCGUCCUCUACGAAUGCGUGCGCACCAUCGUCGCUCUAGAAGCUGAUCAAGGGUUGCGUGUUUUGGCGGUAAACAUUUUGGGUCGCUUUUUGUCGUCUCGGGAGCCGAAUUUGAAAUAUGUGGCGUUGGACACGCUGCAGCAGCUGCUGCACAAGGAUGCAGCAGCUGUCAUGAAACACAGAGAGACUCUCCUGGAAUGCCUCAAGGACGGCGACAGUUCAAUUCGACGUCGGGCUCUAGAGGUGCUGAUUGCUCUCCUAUCUGUGGAGAACAUCUGCACGUUAGGUCGAGAACUCCUUUCGUUUUUGUUGAUUUCCGAAAAAGACUUAAAGCCUUUUGCUGCUUCGAGACUUGCUGCUGCAACUGAAGCGCAUGCACCUACGCGCCGUUGGCAGUUCGACGGAACACUCAAGUUGUUGUGUCUGGCAGGGAAUUACCUCUCGGACUCAACAGGAAAUCAACUGCUGUUGCUAGUCUUCAAAACUCCAGAGCUGCAGUCUUAUGCUGUGCACAAGCUUUUCUUUUGUCUCCGCGAAGGCAGCGCCAGCAACCCCGUCCUAGCCAAGACAGCGCUGUACUGCGUGGGGGAGUUCGGGGAGAUGCUGACUGCAACAGACAAAUCGCAUUUGCUGUCUAAGCAGCAGCAGCAGCACCAGCAGCAGGAUCCCGCAGCUGCUGCUCUUGCACUAACAGCUGCUGAUGUUGUCGACACACUGGAGCAAAUAUGCCACGCGCUACGCGGAGGCAAGCAAAGUGGGACGAAUAAUGCAGCAGGAGCUGCUGGUGCAGCUGCGGCUGCUGCUGCUGCGAACGGCUCCUCCGGUGUGGCUGAGUCGCUCAUGACCUGCAUGGCGAAAUUGGCUGUCAAACUGCCGGAACAGAGGGGCCGGCUGCUGCAGCUGCUGCAGUCCUUCAACACCAGCAGUAACUUGGAAGUGCAACAGCGGAGUACAGAAUUUGUUACGCUGCUCCAGUCGCCAGACUGGUCGCCUGAGGACUUAGCAGCCCUUUUUAGUCGCAUGCCGCUACAGCAGCAGCAGCAGCAGGUGCAACAACAGGAGAGGCCCAUUGGAGAGGUAUACUUCGAUUUAGCAGACCUACCUCCUGAGCCCGAAGCAGCAGCAGCAACAGCAGCGGCAGAGACGUCUUUUCCAGGUGUCUCGACAGCUCCCCAGCAGCGAACUGCCAAUGGCACCACAGGUGCUCAGCUGCUGGAACUCGACGAUCUUCUGGGACUCUCCACGUCUCCACCCGCCUCCAAGAGCUCCCCCUUACCAGUUGCUGCCAACACCAGCAGCAGCAGCAGUGCCGGCGGUUUGGAUUUGCUGGCGGACUUGCUGGCUGGCGCUUCUGUAUCCUCUAGUGAGGCCAACCAUAAGGCAGCAGAACAGCAAAGCGCAGCAGCAUCACCAGCAGCGGCAACAGCAGGGGCCCCCACACCAGCGGCGGACCCAUUUUCUGGACUUAUUGACCUCGCAAACCCAUUGCCUACAACAGCAGCAACAGCAGCAGCACCAGCAACUCUUUCCCCUCCUGCAAGCAUGAGCUCAGGGGAGCCCCUUCCUUCUUUGUUGGAGUCAUCCCUGCGCCCGCUCAGCCCUUCAGCAGCAACAGGAGCAGCAGCAACACCAGUUGCAUCUGCCGUAACAGCAGCGGGAGAGGGCUCGUCGGCCCCACUUGCACUUACCGCAGCGAUAAGCCCCCCUUCCCCAGCAGCAGCGGCAGCCACUGCAAGAGCAGCAUCCCCUGGAACAGCAGCAGCAAGUGUGGGGCCAGACGGUGUCGCUGCAGUGCAGGUGCUAGACGAAGAAGGACUGAAUAUCCUCUUGAAAUGCCGCCGCGCGGGAUUGGGGGUCUGCGAGGUGACGGCAGAGUUCGCUGCAUCAGCCAGCAGCACAGUGCUCCAACAAUUCCGCUUCGAAGCUGCCGUCCCCAAAUACCUGCAGCUGCAGCUCGAGCCCCCGUCUGCAACAGACGUGCUCCCGGGGGGCCCUCCGGUGCUGCAGCGCCUCCGUGUCAGCUCUUCCCCAGGAGGUGCUGCUGCUGCCGUUGCUGCAGGGAGUCCGACAAGACCUCAGGAUAAGCCUCUGCUAAUCAAGUGUAGGGUCACAUAUUUGAGGGAGGGGCUGACCGUUCAAAAGAGUACAAAGGUCGCUUCGUUUCCUUCCUCUUUCUUGGACUUGGACUCAUAG